AUGUCAGUCAUUCAAGUGGAAGAUCUGGUCUCGUACCAAUUGCGCACAAACUAUCUGGAUACAAUAUCUGACGGUGUUGGCGAACGUCUGAUUACAAUCAACGAUGCCUUCUUGAACACUGCUGGAUUUAAAGCCGCUGGCUGGCGACCGAAUCCUGCGAACAUCAAACGAACACAUUCCCCACCAAUACCAACAGCGAUAGCAUCGGAAUACUUUCAAGCGCCACUUAGGUCAGCUGGACUGACUUCAAAUGGCCUUGAAGAUGAAACGGAAGAGGGGACAUUGAUCACAGGGGGCGGGGCUGGGGAUACAGUCGGCCCUGGGAUUGCUACGAAGAGACGUCGAAGACGCGAGCAAAUGGAAGAAGAAGACAGUAGUGAUCUCAGUGAUGACAGUGAUGAAGAUGGAGAUCAAAGAGCAGCACAACAGAUAAAGUUCUCGAAGAUGCCAAUUCGCAAUCGCUCUGGUUCUUCUCCACUUCGUGGAUCGAAUCUCCGACAAUCCUCCACUGUAUCUUCUCCCUCUCGAACUCCUGGUGGACAGCCGAGAAGAGGAUCGCAGUCAGCUUUGGAAGCUGUCAAGGAACGUGCAAGAAGAGAUACGGUUACGAGCAGUGAGAUGUCAUCAGAGAACGAAUUCGACGCAUCUGCCUUUCAACGGCAGAGGGAGGCAACCAGGAACGCUACGAAAGCCAGCAAGGCCUUGCUCCGACACACUUCAGACCCCAAUGUUGGCGUAAAAAGGCAACAGAGUGAUCUUCUCGAGGAGGAGGACUCGGAUGGAUCUGAUAUGGAUUCGGAUUUUGCUGGUAGUAUCGACUCAGCUUCUCUUCUGGACGAUGUGGAUGGCUCGAUGAAUGGAUCUCCAACCCAUGUGGUGGGAAAGAUACCUCGAGAGCUGACACGGCCCCCUACUAAAACAACGAAACCUGCCCCUCCGCUGCUGGAGGCACUUCCACCCCCGCGUCCUAUCAGUAUGAUCCAGCCGAAGAGUCUUUUGUCUGCAGCCAUCAAGGCUAAGCGGACGAAAGCUGCUCAGCCAUUUGAAUCGUUCGCGUCAUUGUCCGGCCAAGGUGAUCCAAAUCCCUUGAAUCUACGGAUAUGGGCGCCAUUUGCAACGUCAACUACCAAGCCUUAUGAAGUUCUCAUACGGAGAAGUGUGCACGAAAAUGAGGCAAACGAUCGACCCACCACUGUUGCGGACCUCAUUGGACUCAGUCUGUGGAGAUAUGCGGAAGAGAAACUCGAACCUGCUAUCCCACCAGAGAAGCUUAAUGUCAACAGGUGGACUCUUCGAAUGGUAGAGGAUGAGGAGGUUGAUUACGAUUUCCCAGCGCUUGAGCGGAACAAGCCAAUUAUCUCCUUCACAACAGCCAAUAACCGUGCUGCAAGAUCGCGAUCAAACUCCAAACCCUACGACGAGUUUGCUCUGGUUGAAGCAACGGAAGAGCAGUUUCAACAGAAUCAAAGCAUCACUCCUCAAUUCAAGCAAGAGUCUGUUGCAACAGCAAGCAUGGACGAUGACCUGACACCAAAGAAUACCCCCAUGCCUGCCCCGUCGUAUCUUGGGACCCAAGUUCGUCAAAAUCUUCUUCUGACUACAAUGUCUGCUCUUCGGCAAAAUUCAACCUUAGCAGAUGCUCCUGCGAUUGGAGCGGUGCCAACGCAGUCUACGACGAGGAAUGCUGUUAAAAAGCUUCUUAGAAUUCACAUCCACUCAGCAGAUGCAGCUCCAGGACAGAUGAUCACCUUGGAUGUAACAACGGACACAUAUUUGGCAGACGUCCUUGAUAUUGUCUGUAAAAAGAGGCAGCUUGACAAAGCUAACCAUGUGCUCAAAUUGACAGGAUCAGGCACUGUGGUUUUGUUGGACCGCCCUGUGGAAUCCAUGGGGAAUCGCACAGACUUGGACCUGUAUCGUCGCAGAUUUGCAACCGAUGGACCUCUAACAAUGACGGGUUCUCCCAGCAGUAGUUCCCCAAAGAUGCCAUUAAUGGCGGAACGCCCUGAGGCCCGAAAGAUUAGAAAACCGCCAAUGAUGGGAACCCAUCCACUGGCCCAGGAAUCGAUUAAGCAAGAUGAGCUAGGAAGUGCCAACUACAGAAAAUACACUGUAUGGCGGAAGCAACCCAUGAGAUUCGUUGGUAUGAACGAAAGAGUACUGGCCAUUGACGGCGAGUAUCUGCAUAUUAUGCCAGCAUCGACAGGCAAGACCAUGUUUGAAGGGCAAGGCAAAACAACCACAGUCCACUUCAGCAAUGUCGUUGGCUGCAAAGUCACUCGGAGGCACCCCACAAACUUCAAGAUCGUGAUAUACAAGGCGACAGAGACCAAGAGGUACGAUUUUGAAGCCAAAAGCGCCGACGAGGCGGCUGAGAUUGUCUUUGAGAUCAAAAAAGGUAUCUCACCAUAUCAUAACAUCUAG
Molecule: messenger RNA, 2424 nt
Organism: Hyaloscypha bicolor E
Lineage: Eukaryota; Fungi; Ascomycota; Leotiomycetes; Helotiales; Hyaloscyphaceae
Product: SIN1-domain-containing protein
Exons: 3
Coding region: 1-2424 (807 amino acids)
Biological process (GO): TORC2 signaling
Cellular component (GO): plasma membrane; cytoplasm; TORC2 complex
Molecular function (GO): phosphatidylinositol-4,5-bisphosphate binding
Source: RefSeq, a predicted model, not a curated record